Molecule: messenger RNA, 3317 nt
Organism: Carassius gibelio (silver crucian carp)
Lineage: Eukaryota; Metazoa; Chordata; Actinopteri; Cypriniformes; Cyprinidae
Product: protein FAM222A
Exons: 5
Coding region: 421-1419 (332 amino acids)
Source: RefSeq, a predicted model, not a curated record
AGGCGAGGAUGCUGAGGAGAGUUUGAGCCCGCUUCUCUUCCCAUGUUAUACAGAAACUCACUUUAUAAACCACAAAACUUCUUUGCGUUCGGGGUCUUUAUAAGUAAUUUAUCAGCUUGAUUUGAUCUUCAGGCGAUGGUUGGCUUUUUCGGCGGAAGGAUGGAUUGCGUCGCGGAUGAAGCGUGAAGCAGGUGCGUUUACCGGAGAUGAUGAUGACGCUGCUCCGCUUCUCCGUCAGAAGAUGAACUUCAGUCCCGUUGCACCGAGCUGCUGGAGGGCUUCGUGGAGGUUUGACCGCUGCCGGAUUCGUGUUCUUUGGGAUAUCGAUGAUUCUGCUGGGAUCGGAUGGUUUUAAAGCGCGCGGAGCGUCAGUUCGUGAUCCCUGAAGUCUUCAGCGACCCGUAGAGCUCACACUGCACCAUGCUGGCGUGUCUGCAGAGACAGAACCAACACCAACACCAACACCAACACCUCCACCUCACGUGUGCCGCCAAUCACAAGAGUACGUCUGGCACCGACGAUGAGCUGAUUUCCAUGCGGUACCCAUCUGCGGCCGAACUGGACGCCUACGCGCAAAGAACAGCCGAGAGCCCACUUUCAAUCAAGAUCUUUCCCACCAACAUCAGGGUCCCACAGCACAAACAAAUCAGCAGGACUGUGAACGGCCUGGACACAGGCGACCAGGGCUUGGGCCCGUACUUGCACCCCUACGCUGGCGCCUACCAAGGCUUGUUGGCGAUCGUCAAGACUUCCUCUGCGACCAAAGGUGUGCUAAAGAGCGCCGAUGGAAAACGUACUAAACUAUCCCCUGUUCAAAUGGCGGUGGCUCCGUAUGCGCCGCCCAGCAGGAACAGACACCGGCCCUACGCCGUCAUUUCCCAUCACACGAGCCGUCCGUCUAACAUCCAAUCCAGUCCCUCGUUCCUGUCCGCAUCUUGCGCAGACUCUAGUUUUGCUCUGCCGUAUUCCGGAGCCGUUCUUCCUACUCAGAGCGCGGAUGUAGCUGGUUCGGAUUAUUAUUGGGCUCAUUAUCCACACAUGUAUGUAUCGGGGAACCGCUCACCUGACAUUUCCUACAGAUCCUACCCUCCCAGUCUAACGAUUCUAGACAAAGUCCCGACACCCCCCGUGAUGCAUGGUGAUUUCUCUGUUGGACAGUUUUUCACUCCUGCUUGGAAUAGCGUGCUUGCAACGCCGGAUAGCGACUGUUAUAACCCUCAGGAGAUGCCUGCUAUGCGCCUCCAUCCAUACACCCAACAACCUCCGGCGUACCUGUGCUGCGGGCCGCAAGAGAAGAGCCUCAGCAGCAGCCUGCAGUCUCUGGAGUGCCUCAUCAGCGAUAUCCACCCGCCUUGCAUCAAGGAGUGCAUGCUGGGACGAGGACACGAGCCAUACCUUCAGCUGCCCAUGUUGAGAUAGGACGCUUCACUGCAAAACAUUAUUCUCUUACUCAGGAUUUUUGUCUUAGCAAAAACUAAAAAUAUAUAUUUAUAUUUUCUUUUAGAAAACCAUAUUUAAUAUUUUACUUUUCAAGUAAAUGCAUCUUGAUUCAAUAGUGUUUAGAUAUUUAUACUAGAAAAUACGACUAAAAUACUGAGUAAGAGAAUCAUUUAUUGCAGUUUUGUGAGAUAAAUGAGUUAAAAAUUUUGUAAGCAUUUUUUUUUUCGUAUUUGUCAUCCUUUCCUAUCAAAAUGCUUGUUAUGGAUGACUCAGUAGCCCAGCUGAUCUGGAAGCGCAGGUGAUUCAGUAGCGCAGCUGAUCUGGAAGCGCAGGUGAUUCAGUAGCGCAGCUGAUCUGGAAGCGCAGGUGAUUCAGUAGCGCAGUUGAUCUGGAAGCGCAGGUGAUUCAGUAGCGCAGCUGAUCUGGAAGCGCAGGUGAUUCAGUAGCGCAGCUGAUCUGGAAGCGCAGGUGAUUCAGUAGCGCAGCUGAUCUGGAAGCGCAGGUGAUUCAGUAGCGCAGCUGAUCUGGAAGCGCAGGUGAUUCAGUAGCGCAGCUGAUCUGGAAGCGCAGGUGAUUCAGUAGCGCAGCUGAUCUGGAAGCGCAGGUGAUUCAGUAGCGCAGCUGAUCUGGAAGCGCAGGUGAUUCAGUAGCGCAGCUGAUCUGGAAGCGCAGGUGAUUCAGUAGCGCAGCUGAUCUGGAAGCGCAGGUGAUUCAGUAGCGCAGCUGAUCUGGAAGCGCAGGUGAUUCAGUAGCGCAGCUGAUCUGGAAGCGCAGGUGAUUCAGUAGCGCAGCUGAUCUGGAAGCGCAGGUGAUUCAGUAGCGCAGCUGAUCUGGAAGCGCAGGUGAUUCAGUAGCGCAGCUGAUCUGGAAGCGCAGGUGAUUCAGUAGCGCAGCUGAUCUGGAAGCGCAGGUGAUUCAGUAGCGCAGCUGAUCUGGAAGCGCAGGUGAUUCAGUAGCGCAGCUGAUCUGGAAGCGCAGGUGAUUCAGUAGCGCAGCUGAUCUGGAAGCGCAGGUGAUUCAGUAGCAAAAGAUUACAAAAGAUUCAGAAGCGCAGGUUCGCACUAAUGACACACGUCCUGAAAGCUGGUAGAGUGUCACUUCAUCAAGUUCUCAGAUGUUGAACAUCAGACUCAAACUAUCAGAACUGAUCUUCUCAGACUAGCUGCCAAAAACCCAACAGGAAAUGACGCGUGUUUAUCCUGUGCCAUCUACUUCAAUCACUGUAACACGUUCACAUUCACUAACUCUCAUACAAGCCUCCCAAAUGACACUAAAUCCUAACAGUUAUGAUUUUUCCUGUUGUAAAUCAGUGACGAUGUUUCUGGCACAAGUCGUUCGUAGAAACACUUAAUUUAAAUGGAAAUAAAUGCAUAUUUUUACUUUGAUGUUUGUUCCUGCCAGUAGGAUGAAAUUCAUAUUUAUAAGAUUCUUUAUUCUAGUUGAUUUGUAUCUAAAGCGCUUUAUGUUUGUCCUCAAAUCCUCACAAUCAGAAUGUGAUUCCAGACGGAUUCUAAUGAUGAUGAUGAUGAUGAUGAUGAUGCUCUAUGAAGCUGUGUUGUAUAGUUUGGGGAUCAUAACCUCUCCAUCAAUACCUGUUAUAAAUUACCACAUGAAACCAUUAUUAUAUUAUAUAUUUGAUUGCUUUUGUUCUAUUUAUUGAUAUUUGAAUCAGGUGUCUUGAGAUCUGAAGUUUUGUCAUGUUUGUGUGUGUGUGUGUGUGUGUGUGUGUGUGUGUAAUAUGGCACACUGUGGACUCGAUGUUUAAAAGUGCAAUUAUACGAUUGAGCUUCAGUGAUGAUUUCCUGUGUGUGACUGUGACUGAAUCUACUUCACCAAUAAGACUGUCAAAUAAAUAUAAUUUAGGGAUGUUUUCUAUU